GCAGUGGUUCGACUUGUCUGGCUCCCUGGGAGCUUGUUGUUAUUGAUUAUUGUGAAAGAGAAAGAUCUGUUUUCUAAAACACUUGGGGUCUUCCAACUUGAUUUACCCCAGGUGGAUGCUUCCAAGUGCUGGAGCCAGCCCUAAGCUGGAUUCCAAUAGACAUUUCAUCUACUUAGAUUUGUGUUAAUUUGUAGAGGGCCUCAGGUAGUGGGGGAAUGCUGGGUAAGCCCAGAGGGAAGCUGCUGACAAGGUCUGCUUUGGCUCCCCACCUCCCUCUGGUGUUGUCACCUUUCCUGGGAAGGCAAGCAGGGCGUGACCACCUGUGUUCUAUUUACACAUCAACAGCAGGGGCUUAUACUUACCCCAGGUGUUAACACAGUGGGCUGUGAGAUGUACCAUAGUUAGCACUUGCCUAGUGUGCUGGGUGAUAUAAUCAUGCUGAGGUAUUUAAGGGCUGGAAAGACUGGAAAGAGUCACUUCAUUUUGGACCAUCCUGGUGGCUCUCCUGCCUCCUUCACUCCUCCACUAAGACCGAGGCUGGUCCCGAGAUCCUCCAGAGAGCUAGUCCGGACACUACCUUUUGGCACCCGACGUGGGCCUCUAGAAAGUGUAGAAUAUUUUGUCUCCCCAAUUUGGGGCUCAAGGAAGCACACUGUGUUUGGUGCCCAAGUGAGGCCCUAGAAGUGAGGCUCUGGACGUUAAGCCCUAUUUUCAGCAGCUCAACUGACAGGAGUGUCAAGUUCAGUGGAGAAGUCCCCAAGAUCUGUGAAGACUCUGAUCAUCCCCAGGCAGCAGAUGGAGCCCAUGGAGGGUGUGACUUCUGGCUUUCCCAUGGCCCCCAUUCAGGAACCAGGGACCUUCCAGGAUGUGGCCGUGGACUUCACCUGGGAGGAGUGGAUGAUCCUGGAGCCUGCUCAGAGGGCCCUGCACAGGAACGUGAUGCUGGAGAACUACCAGAACCUGGUCUCUGUGGGGAUUCCCGUUUCCAAACUGGAUCUGAUCUCUCUGUUGGAGAAGCAAGAAGGAGCCUCCAGUCUCAAGAACAGAGACUCCAGUGGGUCUCAUCAAGAUGUACUUACUGAUCAUCAGAGAACUCAGCCUGGAGAUAAACCCUUUGUGUGUAAGGAAUGUGGGAAAGGUUUUACUCGGAGGAACAAUCUCACUAGUCAUCAGAGAACUCACACUGGAGAGAAACCCUGUGUAUGUAAUGAGUGUGGAAAAGCCUUUAGCCAUCCAGGAAACCUUACUGUACAUCAGAGAAUUCACACUGGAGAGAAACCCUGUGUAUGUAAUGAGUGUGGAAAAGCCUUCAGCCAUCCAGGAAACCUUACUGUACAUCAGAGAACUCACACUGGAGAGAAACCCUUUGAAUGUAAUGAGUGUGGAAAAGCCUUCAACCGUCGAGGAAACCUUGCUGUACAUCAGAGAACUCACACUGGAGAGAAACCCUUUGAAUGUAAUGAGUGUGGGAAAGCCUUCAACAAUCGAGGAGGCCUUAUUGUACAUCAGAGGACUCACACUGGAGAGAAACCAUUUGUAUGUAAGGAAUGUGGGAAAGGUUUUAGUCAGAAAAACAGUCUCACUAUUCAUCAGAGAAUUCAUACUGGAGAGAAACCCUUUGUAUGUAAUGAGUGUGGAAAAUCCUUCAACUGUCAAGGAUACCUUACUGUACAUCAGAGAACUCACACUGGAGAGAAACCCUUAGUGUGUAAUGAGUGGGGGAAAGACUUUAGUAGGAGGUUUAGCCUUAUUACUCAUCAGAAAAUUCAUACUGGAGAGAAACAGAAUUUAUUGAAAUAGAUUUCAGACAGGAACCACUCCUUCACUGUCACCAGAGAAUUCAUAUGAUUCUGGCAAUUCAGAGGAGAAACAUCUAUCCUUUUUAAAAUAAUUCAUUGUGGCUCUUUUUGGUUAACAUUUCACCUGUACUUCUCAAGCUGGGCCUUUUUGAUCCCCUCCAAAUCCAACACAUGAAAAAACUGACAUUGUAUGUAUUGUUUCACACUGAGUCCACUAUACUUAUAAAGAAGAGGGGAUAGAGUAUCGUG
Molecule: messenger RNA, 2048 nt
Organism: Antechinus flavipes (yellow-footed antechinus)
Lineage: Eukaryota; Metazoa; Chordata; Mammalia; Dasyuromorphia; Dasyuridae
Product: zinc finger protein 239-like
Exons: 1
Coding region: 796-1800 (334 amino acids)
Biological process (GO): negative regulation of transcription by RNA polymerase II
Molecular function (GO): DNA-binding transcription repressor activity, RNA polymerase II-specific
Source: RefSeq, a predicted model, not a curated record